CAGUCAAAUAAGAGUAAAAUAAUGAAAAAUAUCUUAAUAGUUGGCGCUGGUAUCGUCGGUGUUUCAACAGCAUUUUAUCUUUCAGAAUCAGAUGAUAUCAAUAUUACAUUGAUUGAUUCAUCUGGACUAGCAUCAGGUGCAUCCGGUAAAGCAGGCGGCUUCAUAGCUGCAGAUUGGAAUGGUCCUGAUUCCAAUUCCUUGUCUCAAUUGAGUUGGCGCAUACAUCAAGAAUUAGCUGAAAAGUUUAAUGGUUACCAAACAUGGGGUUAUCGUAGAGUGACUGCACUAAAUCUAACUGCUGAGAUAGGUCAUCGUAAAUGUCCACAAUUUGAACAUAAAAAGUUUGGUACAAAUUGGGUAGACCCUAACGUUAUAGUGUCAUCAUGUGAUUUACUUGGUUCACCAAACAAUUGCGCUCAAGUUACACCUAAACCCCUUGUUGAAAUUUUGUUCCAAAAUUCAAAAGCAAAUUUAGUUAAAGCACACUUGAAAUCAAUCAUUCGAUCUACUGACAAUGAUAAUCGUCCAAGAGCUGUCAUAGUUACUGAUGGUGAAAAAGAUUGGGAAAUUGUUUGUGAUGACGUUGUAUUUGCAACAGGUCCUUGGACAGGUAAUGUUGCUCAAUCAGUCCUGAGUAAGGAUGAAGCAAACGUUACACGUGUAGGUGGUCAAAGAAUACAUUCACUCAUCCUUCGUCCACCAACUCAGCUCGAGAUGUCAGCUCAUUGCCUUUUUGUACAACUUUUGAUACGAGGUCACGCACCAUCUGAGCCCGAGUUCUUUGCCAGACCUGACGGUACAGCUUUCAUUUGCGGUAGCGCAGAUGAAGAGCCAAUACCGUCAAAGGCUAACCAAGUUAAGAUUGAUUCAAAUAGCAUUACGGAAUUAAAGAAAGCAGCGUCAUCAAUUUCACCACAACAUUUCUCAACAUUUGAAGGGUCACUGACCGAAGUAAUUGCUGAACAAGCUUGUUAUAUGCCUAUACCAACUGGUAGUAGCUCGAACCCGUUGAUAGGAACUAUAUCACCCGGCAUACACGUUGGUGCCGGCCAUUCCGUCUGGGGUAUAUUACUUGGACCUGGCACAGGUAAAGUGUUGGCCGAGAUAAUCACACAAGGCAAAGCAAUCUCAGCUGAUAUAAGUCGACUUACACCAGAUGCUAUCAAAAACCCAAAACCACAAAAUGAUCUCUAUUUCUGAAUGACAUUUUACGCAUUCUCUUUCUUGGAUCCAAAUGUCUCAACUUUUAUUAAAUUUUUCAACGUUAAAU
Messenger RNA from Wallemia mellicola CBS 633.66, 1270 nucleotides. Its product is annotated as FAD dependent oxidoreductase. The coding region runs from base 22 to 1200 and encodes 392 amino acids. The record is from RefSeq and is a predicted model, not a curated record. The transcript is spliced from 3 exons. NCBI's taxonomy places the organism in Eukaryota, Fungi, Basidiomycota, Wallemiomycetes, Wallemiales, Wallemiaceae. Gene Ontology annotation, cellular component: cytoplasm; late endosome. Gene Ontology annotation, biological process: retrograde transport, endosome to Golgi. Gene Ontology annotation, molecular function: oxidoreductase activity.